AUGAAUCCCGCCUGGGUCCAGCACCUCAUUGUCCUGGGGACGCUGCUGGGAGCCGGCGACACCAGUACGGAUACGGCAGAUACCUGGUGCUACGAUGACCCAAAAUGCGGUCCAGAGACAUGGGCGGCUCUGGGGCACUGUAAUGGCACCAGGCAGUCCCCGAUCAACAUCGUCACCCCUGCGGCUGUCCACAAUCCCCACCUGGGGGCUGUGUCCCUCGCUGGCUAUGGGGAUGCCAGGAAGCUUAUCUCCAUGAAAAACACGGGGAAGACAGUGGAAGUGCAUUUAGCGGAUGGGCUCCAUCUCAGCGCCCAGGGGCUCCCAGCUAUCUACACAGCCAAAUCCUUCCACCUGCACUGGGGCCAGGGGGCAGCCCGGCCUGGCUCGGAGCAUUACAUCGAUCACAAACAGUUCUCCAUGGAGCUCCACAUUGUUCAUACCAAGAACAACCUGAGCAUGGAUGACGCCCUGAAGGAUCCCAAGGGAAUUGCUGUGCUGGCCUUCUUCAUCCAGGCAAAAGCUCACGCACGCCCCUCCCACUCCUGGGAUUCCUUCACCCAGCACCUGGAGAAGGUGGCUCUGAAGGAUAAGAAAACGAAUCUGGACGGCUCCUUCUCCCUGCGGGAGCUCCUGGGCUCGGUGGACCUAGCCUGCUAUUACCGCUACCAGGGUUCCCUCACCACCCCCAACUGUGACGAAGUCGUGGUCUGGACUGUCUUCCCCGAGCCCAUCCUGGUGCCUCCUGGUGUGGUGGCUGCGUUCCCCUCCAUCCUCCGCUCCACAGACUCACAUGCUGGGCCCCGGCUGCAGAACAACUACCGGCCUCUGCAGAGCCUUGGGGAUCGCCAAGUGCAGGCCUCGGCGGCCCUCCAAGUCGCCCCCAGCUCCUCUUCCACCCCGCGGCCUGCAGCCUUGAUCCCUCUACUCAUCAGUAUCGCAGCAAUCACCUGGCAUCUAUAAGGGGACAGAACCAGACAUCUAGAAGCUGGGCCUAGGCGGGGGAGGUGCUGGGAGCCAGGACUCCUGGGUUCUAUUCCUGGUUCAGCCACAGACUCCCUAUGUGACCGUCAUCAAGCGCCAUCCCCGCUCUGGGCCUCAGUUUCCCCAUCUAUAACAUAGGGAUAGGUUUUGCUUCACAGUCCUGGAGAUCAGCAUUGAUCACAGUCCUCUUGGAGACUGGGUUGGUACAUACCCGUCAGCUAAUAUAACUCAGGAGAACUGGAUUGCAAGCCCCCCAUCACCAGGAGUUUGGACUGAGUGGGCAGAGGGGGGUUUGCUGAGUAGUAUAUAUGUGUGUCCAUCUUCUGUCCUACUGCCCCCUGUUGGAGGAGUGAGCCCUGCCCCAUGUAUGUGUAUCCAUCCAUCUGUCCUACUGCCCCCUGCUGGAGGGAUGAGUCCUGCUCUGUGUGUGUAUGUCUAUCUCUCUGUCCCACUGCCCCCUGCUGUAGCGUGAGCCCUGCCCUGUCUCUGUGUGUCCAUCCGUCUGUCCUACUGUCGCCUGCUGGAGGGAUGAGUCCUGCCUCUGUGUGUGUGU
Molecule: messenger RNA, 1534 nt
Organism: Mauremys mutica (yellowpond turtle)
Lineage: Eukaryota; Metazoa; Chordata; Testudines; Geoemydidae
Product: carbonic anhydrase 4-like
Exons: 8
Coding region: 1-960 (319 amino acids)
Cellular component (GO): plasma membrane
Molecular function (GO): carbonate dehydratase activity; zinc ion binding
Source: RefSeq, a predicted model, not a curated record